Homarus americanus (American lobster) is the source of this 4202-nucleotide messenger RNA. Its product is annotated as PRA1 family protein 3-like. The transcript is spliced from 4 exons. The record is from RefSeq and is a predicted model, not a curated record. Gene Ontology annotation, cellular component: membrane. Lineage: Eukaryota; Metazoa; Arthropoda; Malacostraca; Decapoda; Nephropidae. Bases 35 to 649 code for a protein of 204 amino acids.
CAACACUGUCCCUCAUCACCCCAGUAAAGACAACAUGGCGGACUCAGACGGUAUCACGGUCGCCCCUCUUCGCUCACUUGACGACUAUUUGAUGGAAUCUGCCAGGUUCCAGGUCCCAAACUUUAAAGAUACAGAUAAAUGGGGGAACAGAGUUAUUCAAAACCUCCUUUACUACCAGACAAACUACUUCUUGACGUACUUCGUGGUCUUCACUGUGGUGGGCAUCAUACACCCAACAAAGAUGUUCUGUGGCAUGACAGCUGUGGGCAUAGCUUUUGGCCUUUUCUACUACCUGACAAACAACAAACAGCCGGCCGUUGAUUUCAAGAAGUCCCAUCCCAUCCUCUCACUUAUCAUCCUCGUUCUCGGAGUCUAUUUCAUUGUUUACUUGUUGGGGUCAGUUGUGGUGUUCCUCAUGGGUAUACUUCUACCUAUCAUGGUGAUCUUCGCACAUGCCUCCAUGAGACUGCGAAACCUGAAGAAUAAAUUGAUGAAUAAAGUGGAAUAUCUGGGGUUCAAGCGCACUCCCAUGGGUGUGAUCCUUGACGCUUUAGGCCUGGAGCAGGACUUCCUCAUGUCCAGACUGAAUCUUGAUGGGAGUUCUAAAUUCCUCGACUCCUUCGUCAAGAUGUCUGGCAAGGUCAACUAACUUCAGAAGCUAUCUUGACUCUGCAUGUUUGUAUAAACCUGCUACCCCCUCAACCCCUUCUUUAAAUUAUUAUACACUGCUUUGAUUGGGUAGUUCUCAACAUACAUUUGGUAUGUUGCUAAUUCUGAGAUAAAAUAAGAUCUGAGUCCUAUAAAUAUGCAUCGAGUCAAAUAAAUGAUUUUGUUAUAACUACAUGCCUCAAGCUUGCUGGCACGACACUUGUGAUAAAUUGCAUGGGUUCCCAUUGCUGUGUAAUCAUCCCAGGCUUUCAUAAGGGUUCCCACUGUUGUCUUAUCAUCCCAGGCUUUCAUAAGGGUUCCACUGUUGUCUUAUCAUCUUAGGCUUUCAUAAGGGUUCCCACUAUUGUCUUAUCAUCCCAGGCUUUCAUAAGGGUUUCGCCAUCAGCUUUCCAUAAUUUUAAAGGCUUUGGUGUUGUGGUGACUGUAGUUUCAUCCUCCCAUCUUCCUUAGUGAAGGAUAUUGUACAACUGUUGAAGAUAUUAAGUGAGACUAUUAGAUUAGCAGUGUAAGCUUUGAUUACAUUGUAUUAUUUUUGUAUUGGGAUCAGAAGUGUAGGUAAAACAGAUUUUCUUGUUAACUCCCUCAGCUUACUGUACUGUACCAAGGUGCCAUCAUUUUGACAGUGUGAUCUCAGACUGUGGAUUUACGGUAUAUACUGGUCCAGAUUCUAGUACUGUACUACAAUAUUUAGUUUCUAUUUAUUUUAUUUUUAUUUAUUUUUAUCAAAUUACUGUACAUGAUAACACGGUGCCUUUAAAUAGCCCCAUUAGUGUGAUUUUAGUUUUGUAUUUAUAAUAUGUAUAGGUCAAAACCAACAAUUUGAUCACUGUAGCUGAUCUUGAAUAAAUUAUUGAUGCACACUGCAUAAAAUGAGCAUCACUUGUCGAAUGUUAAUUAUACUAUUGAUGACUCCAUUCGCCUUCCAAGGUACCGUAAAUGAUAAUAGUGGCCAGUUCUAGAAUAUUUAGUUACUGAAAGGUUGUCAUAAUUUUAAGAGCUGCUAUUUACUGACAGACAUAUCUUAACCUUUUGAGACUGACGUAUCUUUCAUGUCUUUAGGCUAGACAGCGUAAGUUUACUGAAUGGAAAACCAAGUGUUGUAAUGUGACUGGCUCCUAUGUGUACACUAUUAAGCUGAGGGGGUCGACUGUCUUAGCAUGUCAUUUGUUUAAAUGAAAAUAAAAAAUCCACUGUCAUCAGAUCAUAACCUAACCCCAUCCCUAGUCAUUGCUUUUAUUGUGCAGAUGUAAAUAAGUGAUUGAUAGACCCGUUUUUGCUAGGUAAAAGAAUAGCAAGCCUUACUUCAUAAUAGCAUUUUCUCACUUAGCUACUGCAUAACAGGCAAUUAGGGACCGUCUUCCACAAUGAUGAUGUGAGUAGGUAAAAAUUUAUUAAAUUAUUAGGACACACAAGACAAGUAAAUGAAGACUAUCACUUACUUUAUUGAUUUACACAUACCUAAAUUGAAUGGACCAUCUAAGCAUUACAAAUUGUAUUCCCCAAAUUUGAAGAAAAAAACCCUAGAUAAAACAGUUAAUUUUUUGUCCCAAUUCAUAAUGAAAUCUAAGAAUAUAAAUACCAUAAGGUGCUUUUCUCUUAUGAUGUACACCCACCAAUAAAAGUCCUGUCAGUUCUCCAACCCACCCAUGAACCCUGAGGCUCGUGACCCUGUGAAUCCGAGACGUCGCACAUUGUUGGGUGCACUGUGUGAUGUCUCGGAUUCACAAGGUUCAUGGAUGGAGGAGAGGACUGAAAAGAUUUUUAUUUAGUUUUUGGGUGUAUAUAGUAUUGUCAGAUUGGGUUGUUGAUCUGAAGACAAAUACACUACAGGAUAAUUUACUGUUAGCUCCCUAAAGUAGUAUUUAUUAAGUGGUGGAGGUUAUAUUAGGCAGGAAAGACAGAGAGUACAGUAUGGCAGGAAGUUCCACACAUUAGCAGAACUCCCCAUCCAACCAGUAAGUGAAUCACCCUGUAUAGUAUUUCACGUAACCAGUCAUAGAUGAAAUUAUUUAAAAACUGAUUACAGUAAAGGGGCACAAGGUGUUUUUUGUUUUUUUUUCACCUGCAUGAUAUUAUAUUGUAGUUUGUCAUAAUGGUGGUGAUACCCAUGAAUGUCCUGACAGCUUUUUCACACUUUUAUUUAUUCGUUUGUUGUCAUAUACCAUCAUGAAAAUGUACAGGGUAUUGGGUAUUUCAUAAAUAUUUUACCAGUACAGUACAGUAUAUAGGACGAGUUAUUUAAUGCUGUAUAACUUAAAUGAUUGAAUUGCUCACCAGUUUUAGCUACACAUACUACUACAAAAUACUUAAAGGCAUGUUUUGCAUCCAUUUCAGUCAUCACCCUAAGUAUGUUUUUCGCACAGUUCUUCAACUCUCCACAACUUUUUAAAUGCUGUACGGUAUACAUACAUUGUGGUAAUGUUUUUUAUGAAUAACCUUAUAUAUCCAGUCUUAAAAACCUAUUGAUGUUAUUAUUUUGAUUACUUCCUAUCCAUAGCUCAGUAUAAUAAUGUACACACGUUUUCUUUUUGACCUUGGUGUAUAAAAUUAAAUGUAGCGAGAAAGCUCAAUUAGUUUUUGUUAUUGUUGUUGUUAUCAUCUCGAAGGUUACAUGUCAAACUUUUCCAUUUAAUGUAAUCUGAGCCAAGAAACGGAUCACAAAUAUCAGUCAAUGACAGCCGAGCUUCAACCCAAAAAUAAGUAAAAAAAACCUUAUUGUCAAUUUGGUUAUAGAAUAGGUAAGUGGAGCUUUGUACAUUUCUUAUACUUUAUUGGUGAAUUCUUGAAGGCUUCAAAUACAUGUAUGCUUAGAGUCACAGAACUUGAUAAUUAUUGGUCAAACUCAGGCCCAGAAUAAAUAUAAUAAACAAAACCUUAAUUAUCAAUACCGUACUGUACUGUAUGGUUAUAGAUUAGAUAAAUGUUGGUCUUGCUUAUCAAUCCAUCUUUCUUGGUUUUAAAUACAUGUAGCUACAGUACUGGCAACACACACUGAUAUUUGGGUUCUGUUUCAUGGAUCAGGUCACAUGUACUCCAUGACAUCUAGGGAGUCUCUAAUUCUUGGUACCUUAACCUCUUUGCUACGGGACACCAUGUAAUAUUUUACUGUAUUUGGUUAAUGCCAGAUGAUUUUAUUCAGCUCAGAGGCAACCCAAUACACAAGGGGUUAGUAGACUAUCUCCACUAACUCCUUCAAUAUGGGUUACCACUUUUAAUAUUUGAUUUGAUUAAUUCCGGAUGAUUUUAUUCAGCUCAGAGGUGACCCCGUACACGAGGGGUUAAUGCCUGAAAUUACACUUAUACAGUAUCCAUCAUGUUACACUAUGGAGUUUGAUUUAUCCUCACACAUAGUUAAUUUUGGAGAUUGUUGCACCUUUUAAAAGUUCUUAGGUACCCCUAGCCAUGGAUAUUACAUACAGAUGGAAUACAGGUUUCUUAUUCACUGAUCUUGGCAUUAUUUUAUAUCAAGCAUGUGCCAUAUGAUUAUACAUUUAAUGUACUGUACCUCCAAUUAAUAAAAGAAAAUUUACUGA